CGAAGUAUUUCCGAACAGUAACAAGGCACUCAUCACUCUACGAGAACAAUGAACUGGAGGCGACCCGAGGAAUAAUUACAACGAUAUAGAAUUUGCCUUCAACGGAAUCCGGUAUUUGAUCAGUGCCCGAAGCCAAGCGAGUAGACCAAACUCAGGGUUACUUUGGCCUAUCUGGAACUAGCAAUGGAGCUUUCAACCAGUAUUCAAGAGAAUCAAGUUCAACCAACCAUGAGCAACACGAUCCCUUCCGGAGAUUACAUGAUUGUCAAUGUCGGGUAUCCAAACCGAUAUGUCUGCAUGUCAGAAAAUAAGGACUUCGCUGGUCAUGACGUCGGUCAAACCAUCAAAGUCGAUAUCAAGGACGAAAAUCAGUGUCUUGCGACUUUCUAUGAUACUGCGACAGAGUUGUACCUUGGGGUCGACCAGACGGAUGCCAAAGUCAAAGGCUACACCGAUCCCCAGGUGUUCCAAUUGUACAAUGCCAGGGACGGCAGUUUUGAGAUCCGUGUACCGAAUGGAGACAAGAUGUGGGUUCUCGAAGACGGCGGAGACUGGACCCCGAUCACUGUUCAGGCAACUGCUGGCUCGGACGGGGAGUACUGGAGGUUCGUGAUGGGGACCCCGGAAUAGGUGUUCCAAAAAUGCAAGGAGGCCUAAGUGGUUGCCAGAGAAUGCUUGUAUGAUUAGCUCGUGAUCGUGACGCAUGU
This is a messenger RNA of Suillus subaureus, 707 nucleotides long. RefSeq lists its product as uncharacterized. The coding region runs from base 184 to 630 and encodes 148 amino acids. The record is from RefSeq and is a predicted model, not a curated record. The transcript has 7 exons. NCBI's taxonomy places the organism in Eukaryota, Fungi, Basidiomycota, Agaricomycetes, Boletales, Suillaceae.